This is a messenger RNA of Thunnus maccoyii (southern bluefin tuna), 5814 nucleotides long. RefSeq names its product voltage-dependent T-type calcium channel subunit alpha-1H-like. Lineage: Eukaryota; Metazoa; Chordata; Actinopteri; Scombriformes; Scombridae. The transcript has 41 exons. Gene Ontology annotation, cellular component: plasma membrane; neuron projection; voltage-gated calcium channel complex. Gene Ontology annotation, molecular function: low voltage-gated calcium channel activity; voltage-gated sodium channel activity. The coding region runs from base 184 to 5409 and encodes 1741 amino acids. The record is from RefSeq and is a predicted model, not a curated record. Gene Ontology annotation, biological process: calcium ion import; positive regulation of calcium ion-dependent exocytosis; neuronal action potential.
UAAAUCAUAACGGCUUCAGUUUUAAAUCGCAUCAACACUUUAUUACCCGUUGCCGUUAGCUAACUCAGUUGUGAAAGUAACCUGAAAGGUUAUCUAAUAACUCAAGAACACCGUACAAGGGGACAAUUUGACCACAGAUAGUUAUCUGCUUUUUUCUGAGUUUCUGUGCUUGAAAAACUCAUCAUGACUGAUUGUAAGAGACAGAAGGACAAGCAGAGGGAACAGCCUUUCAAUACAGAACAAGGACUUCACUCCACGGAUGAGGGAAAGUUGCCAUACCCAGCCCUGGCCCCUGUGGUCUUCUCCUUCUUGAAACAAACCACAUGGCCACGUAACUGGUGUCUGUUCAUGGUCAGUAAGCCGUUUUUUGAUUACGCAUCUUUACUGAUGGUCCUGCUCAACUUUGUGCCUCUGGGCAUGUAUAAGCCCUGUGGAGAGAUGAGUGAAAACCUACAGGCAUUGGAUUCUUUUUUCUUUGCAUUCUUUCUAUUGGAAAUGAUCAUCAAGACAGUGGCCCUGGGGGUCUUUGGUCAUAAAGGGAGUUACCUCAGCAACAACUGGAACAAGUUAGAUUUCCUCAUCAUCUCUGGAGAGGUGUUGGAUCAUAUCCUGGCCUCCCUUGGCAUCUUGUCGGGGUUACACAUGUUUCAAACACUCAGGCCAAUGCGACUGAUUGGCAGAGUACCAAGUAUGCGAGUCUUGGUGACAGUGAUUGUCGACACCCUGCCCAUGCUUGCAAAUGUUCUCGUCCUCUACAUCUUUUUCAUCCACAUCUUUGGCGUUGUGGGAGUCCAGAUGUGGGCAGGGCAGCUGCGCAACCGCUGCUUCCCGGGAGAGGUUAUCCCCACAAAAUACAACAUUUCCCUAAGUCCAUACUAUGUGACCAAGCAUGGUGAAAAAAGUCCAUUCGUGUGUUCACCUGAUGACAAGAAUGGGAUGGUGCGCUGCCGUGAUGUGCCGCCUUACACCGAGGAUGGGGUUACCUGCUCAUUGGACCCUCACCACCAUGAUUCAGCUACAGAGGAGCCAGUCCCUGCUGUGGUUGGGGCCAGUACCAACAGCUGUGUAAACUGGAACUUGUACUACAACGUCUGUCGCGCCGGGGACCUCAACCCUCAGAUGGGAGCUAUCAAUUUUGAUAACAUCGGCUAUGCCUGGAUAGCCGUCUUCCAGGUUGUCACACUGGAAGGAUGGACAGAGAUCAUGUAUUAUGUUAUGGAUGCAAACUCCUUCUGGAGUUUUGUAUUUUUUACAUUGGUCACUAUUAUGGGCUCCUUUGUCAUGAUGAACGUGUGCGCUGUUGUCAUCGCCACCCAGUUCUCAGAGACCAUGGAGAGGGAGGUAGAGGAGCCGCAUUCCGGCUUGUCUGUCAAGAAUCUCUUUGAAAAGUUCAUCAGCUUCACCUCCUGUAUAUACAACAGACUUUGGAACAACAAGGUGAACCCUGAGAGAUGGAACAAUGCCUCAUCGGUUGAAGGUCACGGGCAAUGGUACGAGAACAGGAGCAUACUGAGUCUGUACUGGAAACAAGCCAAGGAAAAACUCAAGAGGGUCGUUAAAAGUAAAUUCUUCGACCGAGCAAUCAUGUUGGCUGUUUUACUCAGUGUUCUCACAAUAGCCAUAGAGCACCAUAAGCAGCCUAAGGUGUUGACAGAUGUGUUAAAGACCAGCAACAUCAUCUUCACCAUUAUAUUUUUCAUGGAGAUGGUCCUAAAGCUGAUGGCUCUCUCGUGGUCAUACUUUAAAGAUAAAAACAACAUCUUUGACUUUGUCAUCGUUAUCAUCAGUUUGUGGGAGAUAAUUGCUAAAGCUGAUGGCAGGUUGUCAGCGCUGCGUGCAUUUCGCCUGCUACGGUUUGUGAGGCUAGUUCACUUCCUCCCUUACCUGAGGAAACAACUGCUUGUGCUGAAAAGGACCAUAGAGAAGGCAGCCGCGCUCUGCAUGCUGCUGCUAUUUGCCACCUUUACUUUUAGCGUACUGGGUAUGCACCUGUUUGGAUGCCAAUUUAGCUUCAAGACGGUGCACGGCGACACCAUCACUGACCGCAAAAACUUCGACUCACUCCUCUGGUCCAUGGUCACUGUAUUCCAGAUUCUUACUCAUGAGGACUGGAAUCUAGUCCUAUACAAUGCCAUGACUGCCACCUCACCAUGGUCCGCUCUCUACUUUGUGGCUCUCAUUAUUUUUGGAAAACAUGUGCUCCUCAACGUACUUGUGGGCAUAGUUGUUAAGAGCUAUCAGGCGAAGCACUCCUCCAGUUUCUCAGACUCCUCUCUCUCACUCUGUGGGCCCACCAGCUCCACUACAACCAGCUCUUCUCCUGAGACAGACAUUUCACCCACAGAUAACAAUGAGGAAAAUACCUCCAGUUCCUCAGACUCCUCUCUCUCACUCCGUGGGCCAGUCCGCUCCACUGCAAUCAGCUUACCUCCUGAGACAGACUUUUCACCCACAGAUAACAACAAGAAAGAUACCUCCAGUUCCUCAGACUCCUCUCUCACACUCCGUGGGCCCACCAGCUCCACUGCAAUCAGUUUACCUCCUGAGAAUGACUUUUCACCCACAGAUAACAACAAGAAAGAUACCUCCUCCAGUUCCUCAGACUCCUCUCUCUCACUCCGUGGGCCCACCAGCUCCACUGCAAUCAGUUUACCUCCUGAGAAUGACUUUUCACCCACAGAUAACAACAAGAAAAAUACCUCCUCCAAUUCCUCAGACUCCUCUCGCUCACUCCGUGGGCCCAUUAGCUCCACUGCAAUCAGUUUACCUCCUGAGAAUGACAUUUCACCGACAGAUAACAAUGAGGAAAAUCAAUCCUCCAGUUCCUCAGACUCCUCUCGCUCACUCCGUGGGCCCACCAGCUCCACUGCAAUCAGUUUACCUCCUGAGACAGACAUUUCACCGACAGAUAACAAUGAGGAAAAUACCUCCUCCAAUUCCUCAGACUCCUCUCGCUCACUCCGUGGGCCCAUUAGCUCCACUGCAAUCAGUUUACCUCCUGAGACAGACAUUUCACCGACAGAUAACAAUGAGGAAAAUCAAUCCUCCAGUUCCUCAGACUCCUCUCGCUCACUCCGUGGGCCCACCAGCUCCACUGCAAUCAGUUUACCUCCUGAGACAGACUUUUCACCCACAGAUAACAAGAAAAAUCAAUCCUCCAGUUCCUCAGACUCCUCUCUCUCACUCCGUGGGCCCACCAGCUCUACUGCAAUCAGUUUACCUCCUGAGAAUGACAUUUCACAGACAGAUAACAACAAGACAGAUAGCCCGUCAAGACCCGAGCAACACUGCUCUGACUCUGUGCCCAGUGAAUCCACCAUGAUUAACGCAGCCCCUGAGGAAGACUCUGCACCUGCAAACAAAGACAAUGAGAGGCGGCUGAUGCGUAACUUCCCAUGGAUCCAGAAAGUACUCCGCUGGUGCAAAGCACAUGAAGAGUGGUCAUUCUAUGUGUUGUCUCCACAGAACAGGUUCCGCAACUGUUGCCAACAUGUGAUCUCGCACAAGAUGUUCGACCACAUGGUUCUGCUCUUCAUUCUCCUAAGCUGUGUCACCAUUGCUAUGGAGAGGCCUGGAAUAGACCCCAAAAGCAUGGAGCGAUGGAUCCUGAAAAUGUCCCGUUACGUAUUCUCUGCUGUGUUUUUCGUAGAGAUGCUUUUUAAGGUUCUAGCUCUCGGUGUGGUGAUUGGGAAGGAGAGUUAUUGCAAGUCUUCCUGGAAUAUCAUGGAUGGCUCAUUAGUGAUUCUGUCUGUAGUCCACAUCUUUGUCUCUCUGGUCAAUACGGACAAAAAUAACGUGUUGGGCAUGGUGAAAGUUCUACGCCUGCUCCGUGCACUUCGCCCACUGAGGGUGAUCAAGCGAGCCCCGAGGUUGAAGCUGGCUGUGGAGGCCCUGAUUGCCUCGGUUAAACCCAUUGGGAACAUUGUUCUCAUUUGCAUCGUCUUCUUCUUUUUCUUUGGCAUCCUUGGUGUGCAGCUGUUCAAAGGGAAGUUCUACUAUUGUGUCGGACAGGACACACGUGCCAUCACCAACAAGACUGACUGCCUGUCGGCCAACUAUCGCUGGGUACGGAAGACAUACAACUUUGACGACCUGCUUCAGGCUCUGUUGUCCUUGUUUGUAAUGUACUCUAAGGACGGCUGGGUCAACAUCAUGUAUGAUGGACUGGAUGCUGUAGGAGUAGACAUACAGCCUGUGAGGAACUACAACAGAUGGAUGCUUGUUUUUUUCAUCUCAUUCAUGAUUGUGAGCAUCUUUCUGCUGGAUAUGUUUAUCGGGGUGAUGGUGGAGACCUUCCACGAGUGUAUGAACAAGCAAAAGACAGAUGAAGCGUUACCAGCCAAUGAAGAAGAAAUAGUGGAAGACCAGACCAACAGAGGUGCUGAUCCUGAACAGGCGCCUUAUUACGCACACUACUCACCCCUGCGUCAGUCUAUUCACACUCUGUGUACCAGCGACUUCCUGGACCUCUUCAUGACUGUUAUCAUCAUCAUCAGUGUGUUGAUUAUGGCGUUUGAACAUUAUAACCAACCGAAGUAUGUAGAGAAGCUGAUGGAGUAUUCAUACUAUGUGUUCACUGCCAUUCUAAUCGCUGAAAUCCUGCUGAAGAUUGUGGCGUUCGGUGCACUGAGGUUCAUUAAAAACAGGUGGAAUCUGCUAGACGUCGCUAUAGUCGUGGUCUCCGUCAUCAGCAUCAUUUUCACAGAGAUGAAGAUGGCAGAUGCAAUUCCCAUCAACCCCAGCAUCCUUAGAGUCUGCAGAGUGCUCAGACUAGCACAAGUGCUGAAGGCAAAAAAGAUAAGAGUUCUGCUGAAAACUGUUAUCAAGACACUGUCACAGGUUGGAAAUCUUUGUCUUCUCUUCACAUUCUUCUUUUUCAUCUACGCUGCCUUAGGAGUCGAACUCUUCGGCAAGCUAGAAUGCACUGAAGACAACCCGUGCCUGGGCUUACAUCGAUAUGCCAACUUCAGGCACUUCGGGAUGGCUCUGCUUACACUCUAUAAAGUCUGCACGGGAGACAAUUGGAGUGGGAUUAUGAAGGACACGCUGAGGGAAUGUCACGCAGGUGACGACUGUGUGAGCUACCUGUCAUGGGUCUCACCAGUCUACUUCACCAGCUUUGUAAUAAUGGCUCAGUUCGUGCUGGUGAACCUGGUGGUGGCAUCGAUCAUGCAAGCGCUGGAGGAAAGCAACGAGAAGAACCCUACUAACUUCUGUCUCCCCCUGGAGGAGGAAGAACUGCGGGAAAUUGAGCAGGCCUCGCAGUCUCCAGGGCCUCCGGAUCCGGCUCCGGAUCCAGCUCCGGAUCCGGCUCCGGAUAUGGCCCCGGCUCCGGCUCUGGCUCCGGCUUAUCCGGCCUUGAGGUCAACAGAGAAAUUCCGAGCUCAUGUAACGACUGUCUUGUUUUAAGCAGGAUAUAAAUAUGUGUAAAUAAGAUUGUAUAUACCUGUAAAUUUGUUUAAAUGCCACAUGUUUGCUUUUUGUUCCUCUCUUGGCUUAUUUAAUUGUAAAAGAAGGCUUUUUAGAAAAUUAAUUAACUCUUCAAUCCUUAUUUUCAUGAUAUUUUCUUGUUGUUUUCUUGUAAUUCUAGUAAUAAUAUGAACUGUAAAUGAGAUUGUAUAUUUUUGUAAAAUGCCACAUGUUCCUUUUGGUGGCUGCUCUUAUUCUGGAAUGAAUGUUUUGUACAUGGUUUUCUUGUUUUAAACACUACAACUAUAAAUUGUUAUAGAAUAUAUUAAUGUGUAAAUAUGGUGAGUUGUGAGUUAUAAAUGUGUAUGAUGAUUUUGAUUGAAUAAAUUGAGAAAACCUGAUUUA